UGGGCAGUCCCUUGGCUCCGCCCCAUCUGGGAACCUGUGCGCGGUUUCGCCUCUGAAAUGAGGGAACGACAAGGAGGACAACCAAGGAAAUAAGGUGACUCCAGAAAACACUAUUUUCAUGCAAGGUUUGCAAUCUGAUCUGCAAGCCCAUGGCCCUUCAUCUUCCUCAUGUCACAUGGUGCAGCCUUCCAACGCCGCGCUGAGCCAGCUAGCCAGCCGCACCGGUAUGACUCCGUCCCCCGAGAGACCCCGCCCCGCUACUACGACCCCGGCCCCCUGAGGGACCGCCAGACGCCCCCGCCACUAGCCGCCAGCGCCGACCCCCUCCCCCCGCCGCCCCUGCCCCACCAGCCCGCCGUCGGCCCCGAAGGGGACCCCGGCGACAGCGAGGGUGACCUGGACCCCCCCGACCCGGCCCUGGACAUCGACCUCAAGCCCGUCCACCGCUUCGUGCCGGACUCCUGGAAGAGCUUCUUCUCCCGGGGCAGCAGCAGCGGCCGCAGCAGCAGCAAGCCCUGGCCCAUGUCCGCCCCGGCCUCCGCCCUCGCCUCGGCCCCGCCCUCCGCCCUCGCCUCGGCCCCGCCCUCCUCCGCCUCCUCCAACAACAACAACUCGAGCGAGGGCGUGCGCUGCUCGCCGCCCCACUCCCCCGUGCCCGGGUCCUACCGCGACCCGUACGGGGGCGGCUCGGGGGGGGCCAGCAGCUACAACUCGCGCCGGGAGCUCCUGGACCCGCGCGGGUCCCUGUCGGGCCAGACGCAGCGCACGGGGAUGACGUACAGCGAGCGCGUGGAGGAGUACCACCAGCGCUACGCCUACAUGAAGUCCUGGGCCGGCCUGCUGCGCAUCCUGGGCUGCGUGGAGCUGCUGCUGGGCGCGGCCGUGUUCGCGUGCGUGUGCGCCUACGUGCACAAGGACAACGAGUGGUUCAACAUGUACGGCUACUCCUCGCCCGGGGGGGGCUACGGCGGCGGAGCGGGGGGGGCGUACGGCGGCUACGGCGGCUACGGCGGCGGCAGCUACUACACGGGGCCCAAGACCCCCUUUGUGCUGGUGGUGGCGGGGCUGGCCUGGCUGGUGACGGUCAUCAUGCUGGUGCUGGGGAUGACCAUGUACUACCGCACCAUCCUGCUGGACUCCCACUGGUGGCCGCUGACCGAGUUCACCAUCAACCUGGCGCUGGCCGUCCUCUACAUGACCGCAGCGAUCAUCUACGUCCGGGACACCACCCGCGGGGGCCUCUGCUCCAACCCGGUGUUCAGCAACCCCAUCAACGGGGCCUUCUGCCGGACAGAGGCGGGCCAGACGGCCGCCAUCAUCUUCCUCUUCCUCACCAUGCUGCUCUACCUGAUCGGCGCCUUGGUCUGUCUGAAGCUGUGGCGCCACGAGGCGGCGCGGCUGUACCGCGAGAAGUACGGCGUCCAGAUGCGGGCAGCUGAGGUGGUUGAUGCCCAUGCCUUGCAAAUCUGUCCAGCACACAUCCAGGUGGACACGCCCACUUGUGAUGUCAAAAAGACGGUGCCCCUGUCGGCGACCAAGCCCCCGGUGCAGGUCUCUGAGAGCACCGUGGUGCCCAUCCUGGUGGGGCCACGCCAAGGGCCCCCCCAGAUCCUGCAGGGGGCCAUCCCGUCCGGACACAUCCCCAAGCCCGUCAUCAUGCCCGACUACAUCGCGAAGUACCCGACCGUCCGCGCGGACGAGGAGCGCGACCAGUACCGCGCCGUGUUCAACGACCAGUACGCAGAGUACAAGGAGCUGCACGCCGAGGUGCAGGCCGCGCUCAAGAGGUUCGACGAGAUGGACGCCAUGAUGCGCACGUUGCCCCAGCAACCCAGCAGCCAGAUGGAGUUGGAUCGCAUCAACAGAAUUCUUCAGGAUUACAAGAAGAAGAAAAAUGACCCGACGUUCCUGGAGAAGAAGGAGCGGUGUGACUACCUUAAGAACAAACUGGCCCACAUCAAGCUGAAGAUCCAGGAGUACGACAAGGUCAUGGAAUGGAACGACGGCUACCCAGCCUACUCCUACUACCCUGACGAUGAGUUCCAACACUUCUACCGCUGGACCUCCCCCCCAGGGAUCAUCAAGAUCAUGUCGGUCAUCGUCAUUGUUCUGUGCCUGGGCAUUUUCGCCUGCGUGGCCUCCACCCUAGCCUGGGACAGCCAGAACGCUAUGUUCGGCGGAGGGGGGUACGGCGCGGGGGGGUACGGCGCUGGCGGUGGGUACGGCGCUGGCGGUAGCUAUGGCGGUGGCACCAGCUAUGGCGGCAGCUACUAUGGCGUGGGCAGUGGCUACGGCUAUGGCGUGGGCAGUGGCUACGGCUACGGUGGCAUCGGCGGCAGCUACAACGACCCCCGCAAGGGCAAAGGCUUCAUGAUUGCCAUGGCAGCCAUCACCUUCAUCUUCGCGAUGGUGGUGUUCAUCAUCAUCGUCUCGCACCAGAGCCUGUGUCAGUCCAGGAGGUUCUACUUGGCGGUGGUGAUCCUGUGCGCCAUCCUGGCGUUGCUGAUGCUCAUCGCGACCAUCGUGUACCUGGUGGCGGUGAACCCCAUGGCGCAGUCGCCCAGCUCCAUGUACGCCAUGCAGAUCCAGGGGCUCUGCGCCCAGUACCAGCAGCCAGCCACGACGGGGGUCUUUGUCAACCAGUACCUCUACCACUACUGUGUGGUCGAGCCCCAGGAGGCGAUCGCCAUUGUCUGCGGGUUCCUGGUGGUGGCGGCGCUGAUCAUCAUGCUGGUGUUUGCUCUGAAGACCCGCCAGAAGAUCCGCGGCUACGGGAAGAGCAACAUCCUGUGGAAGAAGAUUAAGGUGGUGGACGACCUGGCCCCCCCUGGGGACGUGGAGGCCUGGGACCCGACGUUCCUGGAGAAGAAGGAGCGGUGUGACUACCUUAAGAACAAACUGGCCCACAUCAAGCUGAAGAUCCAGGAGACGAAACGAGACGCGAGGAGCUCGACAAUACGAGGAAUGUCCUCCAGGCCAAACGGGAGUCCGCCUCCCUACGAAUCAGAAAACGCAUAUCCGCCCCCCACUGUCCAGCCAGCCUACUCCUACUACCCUGACGAUGAGUUCCAACACUUCUACCGCUGGACCUCCCCCCCAGGGAUCAUCAAGAUCAUGUCGGUCAUCGUCAUUGUAUUGUGCCUGGGCAUUUUCGCCUGCGUGGCCUCCACCCUAGCCUGGGACAGCCAGAACGCUAUGUCCGGGUUCGGCGGAGGGGGGUACGGCACUGGCGGUGGGUACGGCGCUGGCGGUAGCUAUGGCGGUGGCACCAGCUAUGGUGGCAGCUACGGUGGCGCCGGCGGAGGCUAUGGCGCGGGCAGUGGCUACGGCUACGGUGGCAUCGGCGGCGGCUACAACGACCCCCGCAAGGGCAAAGGCUUCAUGAUUGCCAUGGCAGCCAUCACCUUCAUCUUCGCGAUGGUGGUGUUCAUCAUCAUCGUCUCGCACCAGAGCCUGUGUCAGUCCAGGAGGUUCUACCUGGCGGUGGUGAUCCUGUGCGCCAUCCUGGCGUUGCUGAUGCUCAUCGCGACCAUCGUGUACCUGGUGGCGGUGAACCCCAUGGCGCAGUCGUCCAGCUCCAUGUACGCCAUGCAGAUCCAGGGGCUCUGCGCCCAGUACCAGCAGCCGGCCACGGGGGGGGUCUUUGUCAACCAGUACCUCUACCACUACUGUGUGGUCGAGCCCCAGGAGGCGAUCGCCAUUGUCUGCGGGUUCCUGGUGGUGGCGGCGCUGAUCAUCAUGCUGGUGUUCGCUCUGAAGACCCGCCAGAAGAUCCGCGGCUACGGGAAGAGCAACAUCCUGUGGAAGAAGAUUAAGGUGGUGGACGACCUGGCCCCCCCUGGGGACGUGGAGGCCUGGGUGAACAACGUGUCCGCUCUCCCAGAAGAGGAGCCCAUGUCUGAUUACCCAAUGAAGCCGGCCGGCUUGAGGGAAUACCUGGACGACUCCAGCUCCUACGUCAAGCCCCCCAACGACUACAGCUCUGUGCCCCGGUUGGACGAGGACUUUCUUGCCAGCAACAGCGCGGCUCCGUACAGCAGCAUCUCCGAGCCGGCCAGCUCCACCGCCAAGCCCAAGAAGAGGCGCCCUCGCCGGGCACGCCAGCCCGACGGACAGACGUACGAGACGGACUACAACUCCUCGGGAGACGAGCUGGACGACGACGACUAUGACAGCGAGUUCCCCCGCAUCACCAACGUGGACACUCGCAUUGCAUACAAGCAGGAGUUUGACCGCGACCAUCAGGAAUACAAGGACCUCCAGGCCGAGUUGGACAGCGUCAACAGGAAGCUGUCGGACGUGGACAAGGAGCUGGACGACCUGCAGCCUGGCAGCCCCCAGUUUCUGGAUGCACUGGAUGAGUACAACAAGCUGAAGGACUAUAAGAAGUCUGCAGACUACCAGAUGAAGAAGCGGAGGUCUAAGUAUCUGAAGGGGAAGCUGAACCACAUCAAGAGGAUGGUGAGCGACUACGACCGUGCCUGAACAGAGCCCCUCUCCUCCCCCCACCAGUCCCAUCUUGUGGUGCUCUCCUCCCAGCCAGGGGCCUCUCUCUCUGCUGUGCUCUGUCCCAGCCAGGGGCCUCUCUCUCUGCUGUGCUCUGUCCCAGCCAGGGGCCUCUCUCUCUGCUGUGCUCUGUCCCUUAGGAUCUCUAAGCUGGGAAUCAACCAACCACGCAGAGUUUUGAGCCAAUUUUAAAAAGCCAACGAACAGGAAGCUGUUGGCUAAGCUGGAUGACUUUUACUUGAUGGACGCUGCGGGGAAUGUGUCCUCACUAUACACAUGUUGAUUUUACUCUUAACUUACUUUAUUUUUUUAUUUUUUGUGAUGAUCUUUUAAGCUCAGCCAGCGUCCUGGUCGAGUGCAAAACAUGUAAAUAUUUGGGAAGCAUUUUUUAUGUCAUUGUCGUGUCGUCAUAUGAAAUGUUUUUAUGGUACAUGAGAAAAGUCAACCUCGGCUCUUAAUAGUUUUUAAACUUCUUUUAUGAUGUGUUAUGUCUUUUUUUUAAUUAUAAUAAAUAAUGAAAGGACA
Messenger RNA from Gadus macrocephalus (Pacific cod), 5031 nucleotides. RefSeq lists its product as uncharacterized. The transcript has 21 exons. Gene Ontology annotation, cellular component: apical plasma membrane; cytoplasmic vesicle; bicellular tight junction. Bases 169 to 4485 code for a protein of 1438 amino acids. Lineage: Eukaryota; Metazoa; Chordata; Actinopteri; Gadiformes; Gadidae. The record is from RefSeq and is a predicted model, not a curated record. Gene Ontology annotation, biological process: bicellular tight junction assembly.